Molecule: messenger RNA, 2791 nt
Organism: Pieris rapae (cabbage white)
Lineage: Eukaryota; Metazoa; Arthropoda; Insecta; Lepidoptera; Pieridae
Product: prostaglandin E2 receptor EP2 subtype
Exons: 7
Coding region: 200-1399 (399 amino acids)
Biological process (GO): inflammatory response; adenylate cyclase-activating G protein-coupled receptor signaling pathway; positive regulation of cytosolic calcium ion concentration
Cellular component (GO): plasma membrane
Molecular function (GO): G protein-coupled receptor activity
Source: RefSeq, a predicted model, not a curated record
GUAGUCAACACAGUGUGUUUGGAAUUCGGUGACUACGCGCGUGUUUGCGGCAUCUUAACAUCACCGUAGCCGAUAACUUGAAACUAAAAUAAAAGUUAAUAAGUGUUUAUAGUGAGGAUUAUUGAAUUAAUAAUUUGCAGAUAGGGAUACGAUUAUGCUCCUCGAUCUAUAAAUAACGAUUAAUAAUCGCUCGAAUACCAUGUUGACGACAUGGGCGCCCGAAAUGGACCCCAACAUCACCUUGGCGGAAUUCAUCAACAACACCCUGGAACCUCUGUCAGGCAACGCCACGUUACCAAGAGUCAUGAGUGUAAACCAGAUGUUCCUCAUAUUGGUGAAGGUGGCAUAUGCAAUUGGUAUUGUGGGAAAUGCGGCGGCGAUAAUUGCGCUUAGGAUGGGUGAGAGACGAGUCAGGAAUAGAAAACACCUGUUGCUCCUCACUUCGUUGGCAGCUAAUGACUUGGUUGCAUUGGUGGGUAUGCUCAGCGCUCUGCUGGUAGCGGAGCAUUUUCCUGGUGUGGCUCGAACUCAGGGAUACUGUGCAGCGCGUGUGGUGCUCCGCGUAUUUGGUAUUGGGAGCGUCUGCAUCGCCGUCACCAUGGCCCUAGAGCGAUAUCUUGCCCUGACCAGACCUUUUGUCUACCAGAAGCAAGUAACGUACUUCGUGAUACGUAUGACGCUUCUGGUAUCUUGGGUUUGGGCAGCGCUAUUGACUUGUACGCCCGUGUUUGGUAUGGGAAUAUAUUACGACGCUGUCCGUCAGUGCUGCGUCAGAUACAGAAAUGCAACUGAGGGCUUGGACUUUGCAUACGCUAUCUUCUACGUCAUGUUUGGCAUAACGCUGUGUUUAAUCCUGAUAUAUUGUAACCUAGCGGUUAUUCGAGCUCUGUACGCAAUUUCUGCGCCACGGGAAGGUGGGCCGGUGGUUAGACGAGUCUCCAAACGCAGCUGCCGAUCACGCUGUGAUGCCGCCCUACGUCAACAUAACGCAGCAACUGCUGAAGAAGUUGCCUUCAGCAGAUUGAUGGCCACGCUGUCUGUCCUUUUCAUGAUCUGUUGGAUGCCACAAUCGGUCACAUCAGCGUUGUACCUGUCUAUGGGUAAAACAUAUUGGUCACACCUUGAAAGCCUCGGACGGCUCUCAGACAUGCUGAUGUUGUUCAACUAUGUGCUGAAUCCCAUUAUCUACGUUCUCAUGAGGCAACGACGUCGCUGCUUAGUCACAAACCUGGGACGAAGCAUAGCACGCUGUUUUAAACGGAACCACAAGACAUCUACGGAAUCGAUGAAGACGUCUUGCUGCCCGCAGGAGACAGUUGUAAUGAGUGACAGCUCCGGUGCGGAGAUGCGACCACUUCGCGCCCCACCCUGUGCCACCAUCAUUAACGUGGAUGACUGACGACGGUCAUUGAAUAAGGGAACGCGAUCGUUAACCUUUGCUACUACUUACGACAGGGCCGAACACAAAAGCUACAGCUUGAGGAGUCGGUACUAAUAUAAUAUAUGUAUAAAUUCGCAUAUAAAUAUCACCGAAGAUAGACGCUCUAGGGAAACAUUAGAAGAUUUCGGAGAAUGUGCUUUAAGAAAAAAAAAAUUAACGAAAGAAAUUUUGGAAUAGUCUGUGCGGGAAAAGAACCAUGACGUACAUAUUUUUAUCAACAAAAAGAAAAAUGCAAUUUUUGUUUAAUAAGAUUAUUUAUGCAUGUAAGUAAACAUCACAAUUAAAUAUAUAGUAUUUCCUGUUUUCUUAACUUAGUAAUAAUAAAAAUAAUUAAUAAAUUAAUAGUAAUUAAGUAAUUAAUAGUCUUAGUACUACUAAGACAAAAAUACCCCGACGGGUUUUUUCCGUACAGACGCUACUAAGAUCUCAGAUUUAAAAAAAAAAGUUUUCGUGUUUUGGACUGUAUAUAGAAUUUAAGGGAUGAUAAAUAUGUAUAUUUCUAGUCUGUAAGGUCAUUGUUGAUGAACAGAAAACAAUGCAAAGAAAAUUUAUUCACUAUUCGUUUUGUAAGUAGAUCUAUUUCCCAGAAUGCAUGUGUAUAUAUUUAUAUAUAAAUUAAUAAUAUUAGGUACUUGUAGGAACGUUUAUUUCGUUUUUUCUGAACAACCAAACUCAACUGUAAUAUACAUAUAUACCAACUGUACUCUUAACAACAAUUCUAAAACCCUUAAAAAAUUGUACAAAUCAAAUAAUCUUUUAGGUAGAUGUUACAAUUAAUUGUAUGAUAUUAUUUUUGUAAUCUUUAUAGUGAAGUAAGUAAAAUGUUACCAUAAAGUUAAAAAUAUUGUAUAGGAUUUAUUUACUAGUCUAUAAACUAGAUAAUAAAGUAAACUGAUUUAUUUAAUAAUAAUUAAUGUACAAGUUACUAUUUUGAAGAUACAUAAUUGAAGACUAGACCACAGAGAUAAACAAUUUUAAAAUACUUAUUAUAAAAUAAUAACCGAGGAAUUUAAACGAACAUAUUUUUUAUUUAGAAAUAUAAGAUGUAGGUAUCUAUUGAUGAGGUAAAUCCGGCCAUGUGGCUUUUUAUAAAACGCCUAAAUUUAGUGUCGUGUUUUUUCCAUGGUUACGAUGUUUUUUUUAAUAUAAAUAUUAAGUAACCAUGGUAAUUACCUCUUUUGUAUCGUACAAUAUUAUAAUAGGCGACCGAAUUUACAAAAUCGUACUCAUUGCGAUACAGACACAAACCAAGAACGGUUUUGUAUUGAUCUUAGAAUAGAGGUUUUGUAAAUUCGAUAAUUACCACAUUUUAAAUUGUAGUAACUAAUAAUAUAGUGCCAUAUUAAAAUA